GAAAGUUGGCUGUCAUACGGAAUGCAUCGUUACUUACAUAUAAAGACUAGAAACACGUGGUGGGAUGCUAAGUACGAGUGUGAAAAGCUAGGUGCCUACUUGGUUACCAUAGGAACAGAAGAAGAAAAUUCAUGGUUAAGAGAAACCUUUUUGCCAGUCUGGGAUCCCGCGACAUGUAACCCUUGGUGGGAUUGUUGUUCACAUUGGACAGGUGCCAACGAUAUUGAAGAGGAGGGGAGAUUUGUCUGGACAGAAAACGACAAUAGGGUCACUUCCUAUUUCAACUGGCACCCGGAUGAACCUGAUAACUCUGGCGAACAGGACUGUGUACUUAUGUGUCGUGACGGGAUUUGGGGAACAACUCAGUGUCACCAGAUGUAUUCAUACAUAUGUGAAAAAGACUAAAA
Saccostrea cuccullata (small rock oyster) is the source of this 407-nucleotide messenger RNA. Its product is annotated as perlucin-like protein. The transcript is spliced from 3 exons. The coding region runs from base 22 to 405 and encodes 127 amino acids. Gene Ontology annotation, molecular function: signaling receptor activity. The record is from RefSeq and is a predicted model, not a curated record. Lineage: Eukaryota; Metazoa; Mollusca; Bivalvia; Ostreida; Ostreidae.